Molecule: messenger RNA, 1426 nt
Organism: Hordeum vulgare subsp. vulgare (domesticated barley)
Lineage: Eukaryota; Viridiplantae; Streptophyta; Magnoliopsida; Poales; Poaceae
Product: transcription factor IBH1-like 1
Exons: 2
Coding region: 401-1147 (248 amino acids)
Biological process (GO): regulation of DNA-templated transcription
Molecular function (GO): protein dimerization activity
Source: RefSeq, a predicted model, not a curated record
GGAUUUUGCCAGCGUCCACAUAUAAACAUUCAGCACUAGGAUUGUACGCAUUCGUACAAAAAAUGCUGUACUUUACACGCCAUGUUGCAUUGCACACAUAACAUGCCUUUCUUGAAAGGAUCAUGGCAGUGUGGCAUUAACAAAAUGCAGGGAAAUCUGAUACGGGAAUGCUACUACCUUGUACUCCCCAACUCAAGCAUCGGCCACAUGCACGCAUGUUCAGUUGAAAAACCCGAGCUGUUCGUUCAUGUGGUGUGCAAAUCCCUCCUGAUGCUACCGCUAUCUAGUUAAACCUUUUUUUCCCAAGCUUGUUAAGCAGGAUAGGCUGGCGUUGCAUGAGAAAAGAGGCAAAAGACGCCUGCUAUUGGUUACAGGACCACUGCCCAGAUGGUCGCGAUGCAUGCUAGCUCACACCACAUGUGCGUGGCGUGUGCCGUCUUGUGCUCUUUUCGUCCCUGGCUCGGGGAUAUAUAUUCACGCACACAUAAUGUCAGACACACAGCAAAUUCAAGCAGUGUGUCGAGGAGGAGGAGGAGGACUUCAUUGCUCGAGCAGAGCAGCGGCAAUGGGGGGCCCUAGCAGCAGCACCAGGGCCUUCAAGCAGGGGUUCCUCAGGAGCUUCCUCCUGAGCCUGAAAUCCUGCAGGAAUGGCGCCAUGUGCCUGCAAGAGAGGAAGCGAGCCGUCAGGUCGUCCGCCGACAUCGCCAUGGCCACCACCCGUGGCAGCGGAGCGAUGUGGCCGCAGGCCCUCCUAGCAUCAUCAUCGUCGUCGUCGUGGCCUAGGCUGUUGCCUGCUGCAUCCACGGUGAAGACGACGACGGGGCGGAAGAAGGUGGCGAGGAGGUGCUGUGGCCAGAGGAGGAGGACGAGCAGCGGCGAGAUCGCGAGGAGGCUGGUGAGGAAGCGGACCAAGGUGCUGCGGGGGAUGGUGCCCGGCGGCGAGCUCCUCGACGGCGCCUCGCUGCUCCGCGAGGCCAUGGACUACGUCGUCCACCUGCGCGCGCAGGUUGCCGUGCUCCGCCGCGUCUCCAGCGCCAUGCAACACAGACCAUCGUCCCACCACAUGGCAGGGGCUGUUGCACCGCCAGUGCAGUUGAAAACAGAGGCGAUUGCAACGGCUCAAGUCUUGGAUGGAGGCGAAGAAUAGCGAGAUCGCAGCAAUCCGAGCCGCCGAGGAGCGUGUGCGGAAUGGCGGAGAAGAUCUUGUAUUUGUUGAGAGGGGGAUGAGAUCUAGGAUCCCGGAACUGCGAGGUAGGACACGCAUUAGCAGCGGCUAGUUGUAGUGUCUGUCAGCGAGGCACAGGCAUUUUUGGGUGCACUAAUUUAUGGCAGGCCGGGAGGUGCAGGUGCUGGGAAUUCCCAGCUGGAUCAUGGCUUGUGAAAAAUGGACUUGAAAUUCGUUUGUGUUCGAUCCGGUUCGUGCUUA